AUGAAGCAGUCGUUCGCACGAAUUUGUAUUAUUUUAUCACUCAUUCUCAGUUUGAUAUCAUUCAUAUUGAGUUUGAUUGCAUUUCAUUUACCAAAUUGGAAAUAUAUUCAAUUAAGUUCAACAUUUACUCCAUUAAUAUUAUCAGAUAAUAAUCCAAUGGAUCCAUUAAUUCGUGGUGAAGUUGAUAAAUACAUUGAUAUACUUUAUCAUCGAGGUAAUUUUAAUUUGAAAAAUAAAACAAAAAAAGAAACAAGAAUUAUAUUUUCUAUCUUAGGUGAAACUCAUUCAUUUGGUUUAUUAACUCAUUGUAUUACUGGUGAUGCAUGUGGACGAAAUCAUCUGCCAUCAUUUCAAGAAACAAAUUAUGGUUUAUGUCAUAAUAUAAAUUAUCAUCGUCAAUGUAUAUUUUUAAAUGUAUUAUUAACAAAUAAUGAAAAUAAUCAUGAUAUAAAAUGUACAUGUCAACAACCGUCCUAUGUGAAAAUAAUUCAUAAAUUAUUAAUAUUUUUGAUUAUUCUCGAAGUUGUAUUUAUAUUUGUUAAUAUUCUUCGUUUAUGUCGUCGUUAUUGUAUCAAACAUUGUUUAAAUGAUAUUCAACUUCGUCUUAUAUCACUUAUAUCAUCGUUAUUUUCAUUAUUAUUUCUUAUUAUUAUAAUAAUACAAUAUAAUGGAAAUCGUCUUACUGAACCAUUAGAAUUUUUUGAAGCUAUGCGUCGUCAUUAUUCUCGUAUACAGAUUUAUACAUUUUCAAAAGAUUUAGAAAUAAUUAUUCAACAAAUUGAAAAUGCUUUAAAUAUACGUAUAGGUGCAUCAUAUAUAUGUAUAUUAAUUGCAUUAAUAUUAACAUUAGUUUCAUUUUUAACAUCAAUAACAGUUGAAAUAAAAGUUUCAUCAACAUCAUCAUUAACAUUAAAUGAUGAUGAUGACAAGAAAAAUGAUCAUUGGCAAAAUCAUAAGAUUCAUGCACCAAUACGGCCAAAGCCAGCAGAACGUAUUAUACCAUCGGAACGGUUAGUACGAUCAGAACGUUUUUUAUCGCCAGAACGUUUUAUACCAUCGGAACAAAUUCGAUUUACACGACAAACAAAAGUUUAA
Molecule: messenger RNA, 1095 nt
Organism: Rotaria sp. Silwood2
Lineage: Eukaryota; Metazoa; Rotifera; Eurotatoria; Philodinida; Philodinidae
Source: the annotation of a GenBank genome assembly